Cadophora gregata is the source of this 1766-nucleotide messenger RNA. RefSeq lists its product as uncharacterized. Lineage: Eukaryota; Fungi; Ascomycota; Leotiomycetes; Helotiales; Ploettnerulaceae. Gene Ontology annotation, molecular function: transmembrane transporter activity. Gene Ontology annotation, cellular component: fungal-type vacuole membrane. The record is from RefSeq and is a predicted model, not a curated record. Gene Ontology annotation, biological process: transmembrane transport. The transcript is spliced from 5 exons. Bases 355 to 1737 code for a protein of 460 amino acids.
GAAGCGGAGACGGGCGGUGACCCCUAAAGGCUCCUCCGCUCGCGAGCUUGGCUGCACCUCAUUGGUUAUCCCCAAACGUAUUGUUGAUCUCGCUUCCUAGACUCCUGCCGCGCCGAGAUGGGCCAUCCCUUGAUUUUCUCUUUUCGGCGAUAGGUAAGCUCCCGACGGAUUAACAAGUACUCCGAAGAAGACUUGCCAUGAAUCGCUUGUCAAGCACUAUAGCAUCUACAUUCAGUCAAUCAAUCUCGUUGAAACCCCUCAGCGGCGUGUCUCUUGUCCUUGUCUUCCUUUCUUGUCCUGUCCUGUCCGAAUCGAGCAAUCUCCAUCUGGCCAGUUUCACACAUUUCAUUCAGCAUGUCCACUCGCGACUCUGCCGCCACGGCGAGCAUCUCCGACUUCGAGAAAGCAGCUCCUACAGAUCCAGAGAUCGGUAACACUCCGGCACCACCAUUCACAGAGACAGAAGACGAACCGCAUGAGAAGGUCGACACGGCUCCUGCCUCAGCGGCCUCAGCAUGGAAUUCGAGUGAUGCUCCCGAUGGAGGAGUGACUGCAUGGCUAGUGGUGUUUGGCGCCUGGUGUACAUCGUUCUGCAGUUUUGGGUGGCUCAACAGUAUUGGCACUUUCCAGGAAUACUAUUCAGUAGAGCUGCUUUCGCAAUAUUCAGCCGGAAAAAUAUCAUGGAUCCCCUCCCUACAGCUCUUUUUCAUGUUCGCCAUGGGCCCGAUUGUGGGAAGUUUAUACGAUCGUUACGGGCCACGAUACCUCAUCAUUGCUGGGUCCUUCCUCCAUGUUUUCGGAUUGAUGAUGGCGUCCAUCUCAACGGAGUAUUAUCAAAUCAUGCUCGCCCAAGGUGUCUGCAGUGCCAUUGGCGUGUCGCUGAUCUUUCAGCCAGCUUUGAAUGUCAUUGUCGGCUGGUUUAAUGAGAAGCGUGGCAUGGCCUACGGCAUCCUUUCCACCGGCUCUAGCAUUGGCGGUGUGAUCUACCCCAUCAUGAUCAGUCACCUUAUCCCUAAAGUCGGAUUUGGAUGGGCAAUGCGCAUUGCUGCGUUUCUGAUUCUCUUCUUACUCAUCCUCGCCAUUUUGACCGUCAAGUCCCGAUUUGCUCCCAACAAGCAACACCUCAGCCGGAAACAAAUGAUGGCGCCCUUCUGCGAGCCUGUAUUUAUAGCUCUCAACGCAGGAUUGUGUCUCUUCACAUUCGGAAUGUUCGUCCCUAUUAAUUAUCUGGUGGUCGAAGCUACUUCGCGGGGGAUGAGCCCAGAUCUGGCGCAUUACCUCGUUGCCAUGUUCAACGCUGCCAGUCUCUUCGGUCGUCUCCUCACCGGAUUCCUCGCCGACAAAAUAGGAAAAUACAACGUCUUCACCGUGGCCGCCCUAGCAACAGGAACAACUACCCUAGCCCUGUGGCUUCCAUCCGGGCGAAACGACGGCGCACACAUCGCAUACACGGUGCUAUACGGAUUCUUCUCCGGCGCCUACGUCUCCUUGAUCGCAGGCCUGGUCGCACAAGUUUCCCCGAUGAAGGAAAUCGGUUUCAGGACCGGACUGGUGUUCUUCGUUAACAGUAUCGGAGCCUUAACCACAUCGCCUAUCGCAGGUGCGAUCCUGGAGAGGGAGAACGGCGGCUGGACGGGAGUGAAGGUCUUUUCUGGGGUCUUCUGUAUUGCUGGCACGGCAUUCGUGUUUGCUGCGAGGGUGUAUAAGGUUGGAUGGAAGUUGAAUGCCUUCUUCUGAUUAGGCAGCAGGGCAACAAAACAAAACAG